Messenger RNA from Meleagris gallopavo (turkey), 3437 nucleotides. Lineage: Eukaryota; Metazoa; Chordata; Aves; Galliformes; Phasianidae. The record is from RefSeq and is a predicted model, not a curated record.
AAAGUUACAGAGUAAAUGUAUUUGAUUAUUCAUUUUUUAAAGCAUUUUUUUUCCUGUUAUUGUUUUAUAUUUACGGUAAAUGAAGACCCCCUGACGCCUUCAGAAUCAACCCAGGAAUAUCGAACAUCAGAUAUUCCAGAGUACACAUUGACCAAUGAAUUUUGCCGUAAACAUUUCUUAAUUGGAGUACUGCUGCGGGAGGUUGGGUUUGCCUUGCAAGAAGACCAGGAUAUUAGGCACUUAGCUUUGGCUGUGCUCAAAAAUUUAAUGGCAAAGCAUUCAUUUGACGAUCGAUACGCAGAGCCGGCAAAACAAGCACAAAUAGCAAACCUGUACAUGCCUCUCUAUGGAAUGCUUUUGGACAAUAUGCCAAGGAUUUACAUGAAGGAUAUGUUCCUUUUCAAUAUCAAUACUUCCAAUCAGGGAUCUAGGGAUGAUUUGAGCACAACUGGAGGAUUUCAGAACCAGACAGCAAUGAAACAUGCAAACUCUGUGGAUACUUCCUUUUCCAAAGAUGUUCUGAACUCUAUAGCAGCUUUUUCAUCAAUAGCUAUCUCUGCAGCAAACCAUGCUGACUCGAGAGCUUCCUUAGCAAGUCUUGAAUCUAACCCAAGUACCAAUGAAAAAAACAGUGAGAGAACUGACACGUGUGAAAAGAUCAUGAGACCUUUGUCUUUGAUUGGAUCAACUCUUCGUUUUGACAAGCUGGAUCAAGCUGAAACUAGAAGCCUUCUUAUGUGUUUCCUUCACAUUAUGAAAACUAUUUCAGAAGAUGCACUAAUUUCCUACUGGCUGAGAGCACCAUUCUCAGAAAUAACAGACUUUUUCAGCAUUUUGGAGGUGUGUCUUCAAAAUUUCAGAUAUCUAGGAAAACGCAAUAUUGUAAGGAAAAUUGCUGCUGCUUUUAAAUUUGUUCAGGGCACCCAGAAUAAUGGCACCCUUAAAGGUUCAAACUCGUCUGGCCAGGCAUCAGGUCUGCUCUCACAAUGGAUGCAUUCUACUUCUAGUCACGAUGGCCACAAACAUCACAGAUCUCAGACGUUACCAAUAAUCCGUGGCAAAAAUGCACUUUCUAACCCCAAACUCUUGCAGAUGAUAGACAGCAGUACUGCAUGCAGCUCGAAUGAAACAGACAUUAUACAAUACGUGGACACAGAGGCAAACAUUGCUACAGAAGUUUCCCUCACAAUUCUUGACCUGUUGUGUCUUUACACUCUGAACCACCAGAGGCAGCUCCAGCAAUCUGAUUGCCAGAAUGCAUUGAUGAAGAAGGUCUUUGACACACACAUGCUCUUUUUGCAAAUCAACCAGUCAGCAGCAGCUCUCAAGCAUGUCUUUGCUGCCCUCCGGCUGUUUGUAGGCAAGUUCCCAUCAGCAUUCUUCCAAGGACAAGCAGAUCUCUGUGGCUCACUUUGCUAUGAAAUCCUGAAAUGCUGUAACCACAGGUCACGUUCAACUCAGACGGAGGCGUCUGCUCUACUUUAUUUUUUCAUGAGGAAGAACUUUGAAUUUAAUAAGCAGAAAUCAAUAGUCAGAUCCCAUCUUCAGCUCAUCAAAGCAGUGAGCCAGCUGAUAGCGGAUGCAGGGAUUGGUGGAUCCCGUUUUCAACAUUCACUUGCAAUUAUAAAUAAUUUUGCUAAUGGAGACAAGCAGAUGAAAAACGUUAAUUUCCCAGCAGAGGUGAAGGAUCUGACCAAACGCAUCAGAACAGUUUUAAUGGCCACAGCUCAGAUGAAGGAACAUGAGAAAGACCCUGAGAUGCUUGUGGACCUGCAGUACAGCCUCGCAAAUUCCUAUGCCAGCACACCUGAAUUACGCAGGACCUGGCUUGAAAGCAUGGCCAAGAUUCAUGCAAGAAAUGGAGAUUUAUCAGAGGCUGCUAUGUGCUACAUUCACAUCGCUGCUCUCAUUGCAGAGUACCUAAAAAGAAAGGGUUACUGGAAAAUGGAAAAGAUUUGUACCUCACGUAUGCUCCUGGAGGAUGGUCAAGUCUCUGAUAGUAAUGUGUUACUAACAACUCACACUGGAGGAAGCUUAUUUUCCAUGGGAUGGCCUGCUUUUCUAAGCAUCACCCCCAACAUUAAAGAAGAAGGUGCUAUGAAGGAAGACUCCGGGAUGCAAGAUACUCCCUAUAAUGAGAACAUCCUGGUGGAGCAGCUGGAGUUGUGUGUUGAAUACUUGUGGAAGUCUGAGAGAUAUGAACUUAUUGCUGAGGUUAACAAGCCCAUCAUUGCUGUUUUUGAGAAGCAGAGGGACUUUAAAAGGCUGUCUGAUCUGUACUAUGACAUCCACCGCUCAUACCUGAAGGUUGCAGAGGUGGUGAACUCUGAGAAGCGUCUGUUUGGGCGGUACUACCGUGUUGCGUUUUAUGGGCAGGCUGUGGGUUUUUUUGAAGAAGAGGAAGGGAAAGAGUAUAUCUAUAAGGAGCCCAAACUAACUGGCUUGUCUGAGAUCUCUCAGAGGCUGCUGAAACUGUACGCAGACAAGUUUGGAAUAGAUAAUGUGAAGAUCAUCCAGGAUUCCAACAAGGUCAACCCCAAAGACCUGGAUCCCAAGUAUGCCUAUAUUCAGGUCACGUAUGUCACACCUUUCUUUGAGGAGAAGGAAGCAGAAGAUCGAAAGACUGACUUUGAAAUGCAUCACAACGUCAACCGGUUUGUGUUUGAAACGCCUUUCACACUCUCAGGAAAGAAGCACGGCGGUGUGGAAGAGCAGUGCAAGAGGCGCACCAUCCUGACCACCAGCCACUUGUUUCCGUAUGUGAAGAAGCGUAUUCAAGUCAUAAGCCAAACCAGCACAGAGCUGAACCCCAUUGAAGUAGCGAUUGAUGAGAUGUCCAAAAAGGUCUCGGAGCUCAAUCAGCUUUGCACAAUGGAAGAAGUGGACAUGAUCCGACUCCAGCUUAAACUUCAAGGAAGCGUCAGUGUCAAGGUAAAUGCUGGGCCAAUGGCCUAUGCUCGGGCUUUUCUGGAAGAAACAAAUGCGAAGAGAUAUCCUGAUAAUCAAGUUAAGCUUCUGAAGGAAAUCUUCAGGCAAUUUGCAGAAGCAUGUGGGCAUGCUCUUGAUGUCAACGAACGCCUUAUUAAGGAGGACCAAUUUGAAUAUCAGGGAGAAAUGAAGUCUCACUACAGAGAUAUGCUCAGCGAGCUCUCUGCAGUUAUGAAUGAACAGAUUGCAUACAAGGAGGAUUCAGCAAAACAGCAAGGAAUGGAGCGCACGUAUUCACGAAUCAUCAAUAGAGCCAGCUCGUCUGCGCCAGCAGCAGCCACCCCAUCCAACCCUGAUGCUUGAUGGAGGCAUGAGUGGGGAACAUGCAGCCAUGGAAGGACCUGGGAUGAUGUUGUUUUGUUUUCAUUUCCUAUUAGAUUAAUAGUACUGAAAAAUAAUUUGAUCGCGGACAAUGCCAGGAAAAAAAAAAAGACGUGUUAUGAUUUUAA